This is a messenger RNA of Trifolium pratense (red clover), 549 nucleotides long. RefSeq lists its product as uncharacterized. Gene Ontology annotation, molecular function: nucleic acid binding; RNA-DNA hybrid ribonuclease activity. The record is from RefSeq and is a predicted model, not a curated record. The coding region runs from base 1 to 549 and encodes 182 amino acids. Lineage: Eukaryota; Viridiplantae; Streptophyta; Magnoliopsida; Fabales; Fabaceae. The transcript is spliced from 2 exons.
AUGUUUGACGAAUCUCUUCCUUCACCACUUCUAUGGCCAGGUUUGAUUCCUUCAUUUUUCUUACUUCGCCUUGUUACUCCUCUAUCAUCACAGUUCCAUCUUUCCUCUGCUUUUGUUGGUGUUUCCCUUCCCGGGUUGGUUCUGAGACGGCCGGAUGGAAGCGCCGUUGGAGCUGCAACUAGGGUUCAUAAUGGGGUAGCGGACGCGGCAACUGGAGAAGCGAUGGGACUGAACGACGCCAUGGACUGGGUUGAAAAGUUAGGAGAACACAAGGUUAUCUUCGAAUUGGAUUCUCAAAUUAUAGUGAAAGCGGUGAAAGAGAAAGCGAUGAUUCGAAAGGGAUGGGGCUGCGUGACUCGCCGGUGCAAGCGCUUCCUUGAGGUGAACCCUGAAGCCAACAUCAGAUGGGUUCCUAGGGCUGCAAACAAGGCUGCUCAUGAGUUAGCAAAAUGGGCCGAUCAUGAGCCCAAUAGAGAGUGGUUAAAUACUACACCCCCCUGUAUUUGGUCUCUUAUACAAAAAGAUAAGAGCCUCAUUGUUUUUCCCUAG